AUGGGAGGCGCGGGAUGGGCGCGCGGCGAAGCGCGCGUAGCUGAUGACUCCGACUUCGAAGCACUCAAGAAACUCCUCGCCUCCGAAGUAGGCUGGACCCUGGAGUACGAGAAAGAAGGCGUCAAAGUGUGGGCAGAGGAUGCGGCUCACGGCGCGCUUAGAACUGUCAAGGUGGUGGCAGAGUUCGAGGAUGUGGAGCCGGACGCCCUGUAUGAUGUUCUCCAUGACCCAGAGUACAGGUCUGUCUGGGACACCCACAUGCUGGCCGCUGAAGACGCCGGCCAUAUUAACGUUAACAACGACGUCGGGUAUUAUGCCAUGUCAUGCCCAGCGCCUCUCAAGAACCGUGACUUCGUGCUGCAGCGGUCGUGGCUGGACACGGGCGACGAGAAGAUGAUCCUCAACCACUCCGUCUUCCACAAGGACUAUCCGCCGAGGAAGGGUUAUGUCAGAGCCAUGUCACUGCUAACGGGGUUCGUGGUGCGCACGCGAGCUGGUGCGGGCAGCUGGCUGGGCUACGUCUCCCGGUCUGACCCCAGGGGAGCACUGCCUGCGUGGCUCGUCAACAGGGUAACAGCCCAACUGGCUCCUCGCCUAGUGCAGCAGCUACACGCGGCUGCUCGUCGGUACCCUGGCUGGAAGGCGCUGACAGACCUGCCGUACCACAAGCCCUGGAGACACCCGGAGCAAGUCCCGCCGCAUAGAAUCUCGUUAGCUGAUUGCGUAGACCCCGACGCGCCACCACCACCCGAAGAGCCAAAGCCAGACACAUCAAAAACCAAGCUAGAAGUACCAGCCAAGGAGAUUGAAAGCCACAGCGUCGAAGACUUAGGAGACAUCUCUUCAGAAUUCAGCGUGGAAGUUGAGGAAGACACCUUAGAUCAGACCCAGGACCCAAAGAAAAAAGGCAAGUUCUACAAGCUAGUUAAAUCUAUGAAGAAUAGGAGGAAAAGUGUGCAAGUAGCCAAGAGUGCUGAUAACCUUGCUGACAAGCCGGUGGAAGAUCGCAUGGAGAAGAAGAAGGGGUUCAAGUUUCAUAGGAGAUUCAGUCUCAGUAGGGGAAGGGAGGAUUGAGCUUAUAUGCGUUGUGAAUUAGGUAAUGAGUAGGUAUUGGGAAGAUUGUGAACCAUGUGAAAAAAGGUAAAAUUGAGGCCAUUCAUAAGGAUAAGUAAUAAAAGUAUAUAUAUAUAUAGGGCCUCUUUCACCACCCUCGAGUAAAGUAUUGAGUAGACUAAUCGCCUGUUAAAGUCACCCGUAACUGCACGUGUCAAUUUCACGAUGUUGGAGUAGCACUAAUCAUAUGAUUAAACUGACUCGUAACUUACUUGCCGCGUCUUCUACUGAUUAGCGUGUUUACUUGACAGUUAAAUAUUGCAGCGUUUAGAUUAUUGAAAAUUUGCGUAACUGUUGAUUAAAAAUGGAUUUAUUUGAUUUAAUUGAUCAUCAAUCGGAUGAAUUUGAUUAUUUAACCUUGCAACGGAUACCGAGGAUUCUUGUAUUUAAAAUCCGUGUUGAUUAUUUUACGGACUUAGAUGAAACUGAUUUUUUGGCUAGAUUUCGUCUAUCGAAGCUUGCAGUGAACCAAGUGCAUAACUUAAUAAAACAUAAAAUAGUUUCUAAAACGCAAAGGUAAGUAUCAUUUUUUUAUAAAAAUAAAAUAAGUUAAAUGAUUUUACUAACAGAUAACCUAUCAAAUCAUAAUUAUUAAUUUUACACCUUACAUAUAAAAAUUUAAUACGAUGUUCUCUCAAUAACCUACAUUAGUAGGUACCUAAGUACUUAUCUAACAAACAAGUCUUGUUUUCAAGAAUCAAGCAGUUUCAACAAAAACAAGCAUGCUGUUAACAUUAAUCUCGCAACUGGAUCCUACUUAAGAAGUGACAAACCAAAAAAAACACAACAAAAACACCACACGAAAUGAAAUGACAAAUGACAGCUAACCUGUCAAUGACGUUUGACGAGUAACGUUGACGUAAUUUUGAACGAAUGUAACGUAUGAUUUGUUACGUCAUUCACUUAACCGGCAAGUAGUUACUCGAAGCUUGAUUUUCGCUUGUGAAAUUGGUAGAAGAUACUCGUAAGUUUUACUUGCCAGUUAACGUUAAUUGGCAAGUAACUAAUCAACGCUUUACUUUGAGAUGGUGAAAGAGGCCCUAAGACGUAUUAACUAAUUUUGGGUUCUUGACGACGUCAUUCUGAAUUAUUAACCUCAAGAUUUUAUUUAUUUCUUCAGAAAGGGACUCUAAACUACACUACUACGCUACUUUAACCUCCCCACUCAGAAACAUUUAAUCACUCCUUAGUGACGGAAUGUCAUACAAAUCCUUCACUAAGGAAUGGCUAAAGUAACCAUUUAAUGUCUCUGAGUGGGGAGGUAAAUCCUGAAGUUGGCUGUAUUACUCAUAUGGUUCACAGUCGGCUCGCUGUUGUUUAAAAAGUCAGUUGGUUCCCUCGAAAUGCCAAAAAUACUGCAGUUGUUGAUGUUAAUCUUCUACCGUUGAAGUGCAGAAGCCAGCAUAUCAAGCUACUCCAAUCUGUCAAUCAAUAAUGAACCUAAUCCUUUGGAGAUAAAGUUGAAAGUCUAUUGAAGAUAGUGUCUCGUGAUAACUCGGACGGUGACCAAAACUAUAAUAUGACCUUCUCCCGGGUCUAAGCUACCUCCUCUCUAAUUUUCAGCUUUAUCGGUCCAGUCGUUACUGCGUGAUGGCGUGA
Helicoverpa zea (corn earworm) is the source of this 2712-nucleotide messenger RNA. RefSeq names its product START domain-containing protein 10-like. The record is from RefSeq and is a predicted model, not a curated record. Gene Ontology annotation, molecular function: lipid binding. The transcript has 7 exons. NCBI's taxonomy places the organism in Eukaryota, Metazoa, Arthropoda, Insecta, Lepidoptera, Noctuidae. Bases 1 to 1074 code for a protein of 357 amino acids.